Molecule: messenger RNA, 1878 nt
Organism: Panicum virgatum (switchgrass)
Lineage: Eukaryota; Viridiplantae; Streptophyta; Magnoliopsida; Poales; Poaceae
Exons: 8
Coding region: 450-1604 (384 amino acids)
Source: RefSeq, a predicted model, not a curated record
GCCGGAGAACUCCGGCGAACCACAGCAACCUCAAAACAACAAGGCCGCCGGCCUCCCGCCGCCGCCCACUGCCGGUGGCGACCUCUCCGCCUCCCGCCCCGCCCACCUCCCGCCCGGGCCGCUUCACCCACCCUCCACUUCGCCUAGCGAACGAGCGCUGUUCGCUGGAAUCGGUAGCGGCGUGCGCGCGUUCUAUAAGAAAUUCGCGCGGCGCGGCUGACGCUGGGGCGUGCGCCGCAGCAGGCGAGUAAGUGAGGCGGCGUUGUCGGGCUGCCGGGCCACCGGGGCUGCGCGCCUCGAAGUGGCCGAGUGGCUCCGCCCUUGCGUUGGCAGGGCCACCAGCCGCCACCACCAGUGGGCAGUGGCGGAUUCGGCACCGCCGCACCGUCGAUUUGCCGAGCAGGGCAGCAAGCUGCGGGCGAUUGGGAUUUUGGGUUGGGUGGCUUAAUAUGGAUAUUAUGCUGCCUUUUAAAGUUGGAGACACAGUGGAGUCAAGGUCCUUCUCUCUUGGUUUCAGGGGUGCAUGGUUCCGCAGCAAGAUAUGCCUUUUUUGUAUAAGGCAAGGUCAUCUGGAGUGUCUUUUGGAGUAUCUCGACUUUACAGAUGAAAAGAAGACAUGGACUCGACUAUACAAAGUCCCCCCAGGUAGCCGUAAGCGGAAAUCAAGUGAGAGUAGGAUGAUCAUGGUCAGACCUACCUUUCCACGGUGGUAUCUGGAGCAUGAAAAACCUUACCAGCUCCCAGAGGCUAAUGUCGUAGCGAUUGUCAGCACUCCAUGGAAAGUAGGCGACCUGAUUGAGUGGUGGUAUACUGAUUGUUACUGGACUGGGAAAAUUAUUGAAUUACUUGGUGAUGACAAAGUUAAGAUAGCUUUGCAUGAAGAGCCACUUGGUGAAGGUGGAUACUAUGAUGCUGAUUGUAAGGAUCUGAGGCCAGCCCUUGAUUGGUCCCUUGAAAAAGGUUGGAGUGUGCCUCUUUCACAGGAAAAUGGAAAGUCCUGGUAUACCGCCCAGUUGAUUAUAGAGAGCACAGAUUCAGGAAGCAGCAGCUCAGAUGAGGACAUUGAGCAAUCUUGUGAUGGUGAAGAGGUACGAAAAUGCUUGAAUGAGCCAUCUGAUAUGCCUGCAGAAGCCAUGGGAUCUGGCGCAAAACUUUCAGAAGAAGUCAGUGAUGAAAUUUUCAUCAACGACCAAGGAGGUGGUAAAGAGGAAUCACCGGAAUGUUUGAAUAGAGCUUCCAAUACGCAUCAGGAGGUUACCAGUUCAAAAGAGGAACUUCCACCCAACCAAAAGGGACAUUGCUGCAUAACAAGUGAAACAAACAGUCUUAUUGCCAAGCGAUGUGAAUCUUCGGAAGCCCUUUCGGAUGAUCAAUCAAGUCCAAUCAGCGUCGAGCGAUGGAAAACUUCAUCGGGAGAUAUUUCUGUCGAGGGGUCUCCUGAUCCUGUUGAUGAUGCCAUUGAUGACGCCAUAAUAAAAGUGGAGGAACUAGCAAACAAAAUCAAAAGACUUGAAAGUCUAUUACUAUCUGUGGGAUCUCCUCCAUCAAAAGUGGUGAAGCCAUCAUGGAAGUUCCUGGAGGAUGCAUCAGCAAAACACAAGUGAACUCAUGUUUAUUCUGGCCUAAAGUUUGACUGACCCUACUCAGAGAUUUUCCGCCUGGCUUUUUGUGAACCGUCUCCAACAGAUUUUCCGCCUGGCUUUCUGUGAACCGUCUCCAACAAGAGACUGCAAAGCGGCUCCUUGAUUUAUUGCCGGUAUUUGCAUUUUUUUAUUGUAAUCAAACUCGUUUAUCAGGAAGUAGAACAAUGGAAGAAUAUUUGUCAAAUCUUUUCAGUGUUAUCCAAUUCUAUGUGAUUAUGCCCAGAUUCUUCCGGUC